Molecule: messenger RNA, 1775 nt
Organism: Linum trigynum
Lineage: Eukaryota; Viridiplantae; Streptophyta; Magnoliopsida; Malpighiales; Linaceae
Source: the annotation of a GenBank genome assembly
AUAUAUCCAACGGCUUCCAAUGUGGCUGCCUAUAGAAAUCGUGAACUCAGAGAUGAAACCACUGAUUGGAUAAUUGUGAACCACUUGAUCCUCCCCAUCAUCAACCAACAAAUGGCUGAUUUGGAUUGUGGAUCAGCUGAUUGAUUCAUUCCAAUGCAAUCUACCUUAAGCACAUCCUAAUAUCCUAUCCUUUCACUUUCUUACAGCUCUGCUCUCCAGCGAUGACGCAUUCUUUCCAGUUCUUUGAGUGGAUAAGGAGGGAGAAGAAGUGAAUCCCCGGGAACGCCAAGAAAAGAAAGAGCCGCAGAGAAAUGGCUUCAAUCCCAUGUACUAGUAUCGCCCACCUCCACCGAUUCUCCUCCAAACAUCCCAAUCCUCGGUCCUCUGCUCCAAAGCUUGCUUCUUCCUUUCUGGGUUUGCAAAACCGGGGCAGCUGGGUCCGACCCUGCAGUAUCGGACCCUCCAAUGGCUCCAGAGUGAAGUGCUGGUUUAAGUUCGGCAAGAAUGGCGUUGAUGCUGAAGGUGCUGGGAUUUAUGGGAGCCAGGCCCGUGACGACUUUGACAGAGACGAUGUCGAGCAGUACUUCAACUACAUGGGAAUGCUUGCUGUUGAAGGUACCUAUGACAAGAUGGAAGCACUGUUGAGCCAAAACAUUCAUCCAGUGGACAUAUUGUUGAUGCUAGCUGCAUCUGAGGGCGAUAAGCCGAAACUGGAAGAGCUAUUAAGAGCAGGAGCAAGUUACAAUGUGAAGGAUGUAGAUGGAAGGACAGCCCUUGAUAGAGCUAGUGAGGAGAUCAAGGAAUUCAUCCUGGGAUUCUCAACCCAAAAGGCCUGAGCUUUUUCUACUGAUUAGUGUAGUUCAUAGCUAUUCCCUCCAUUGUGUUUAAAAUCGAUUUGAUUGUAGUAUUUUCAUGGGAGACUUCAUUGUCCUCAUUCCAGAGCUUGUAAAAUUUGGUCUUGCCAGAGAUAAUUUUGUCCAAACAUCUCCCAGUUCUUGUGCAAGUGAUCUGUCAAAGUAUGUAACCGAAAGGAAGGAUACGAGAUUAAACACGGUUCAGCCAUUGUGGCCUAACCGAAAAGAUGCAGAAGAAGAAGCAUAUACCCAGUGACCAUCCCUACCAAUAGGAAAAAGUAUCAAAUGCAGGAUGUCUCCAUAACUAAAUCAGUACAUAAUUUAGCUCGAGGAAAUAUUCGAACAAUGAAAAAGAAUGUGAUAAAUCAAGUUCAACCAUCAGCACAACUGGACAGUAAUACUGCAAAUGGAAAACCCUGUUGCAGGAGACAACAUCAUCUAUGUUCCAAUCAAACUAAGCUCGAACAAGUUUCUACCCGGAGGUUGGUUCAGAAGUUUCUUUCAGUAUCUGUGAAAUACACUCUGAAUGGUUGUAGAGACAAAUAAAUACAUGUGUCAGUGAACUGAUUUCUCAGAUACAGUUGCAGGGCAUCGCUUUCAUAGCGGCUCCGCUCUAGCAUGACCUACGCUGUCAAAAAGAUGACGUCUAUAGGAGCUACUACCUCUUCUUCUUUCUACCCUUUUCAGACUUGGAUGCUCCAGAACUUGAUGUAGAUGCAGGUUCCUGCUUCCUGGUUCGUCCUGGAUGCCGAGGAACCAGCUCAGCUACACGGAGCAUUAGUUCUUUUCCUGCAAUACAAUGACAACCAACAUAAGAAAGAGCACUAAACUGUAGCCAUGAUCCCAGCUAAUGAUCCUGGGUAGAUAGCAGAUAGAGCAGUAGCCUGCAAACUAUGUUCUGAAUAGACUGAUAAUGAAACU